Messenger RNA from Lasiosphaeria miniovina, 1932 nucleotides. RefSeq lists its product as uncharacterized. The transcript has 2 exons. The coding region runs from base 1 to 1932 and encodes 643 amino acids. Lineage: Eukaryota; Fungi; Ascomycota; Sordariomycetes; Sordariales; Lasiosphaeriaceae. The record is from RefSeq and is a predicted model, not a curated record.
AUGCCCACCGCAGCCUCUGCGUGCUCACUCGCAAGCCUGCCGCCCCUUGUCCUCGAGCGCAUCUUUGCCUUCGUCUGUCCCCACAGCCGCGACGAGAGCUACGACACGUGCGAGGAGAGCGCUAUCGAAGAUGCCUGUAUGUUGUGCGGCUUGCGCGAUCUGGCGCAUUGCGUCGCCGUCUCCAAGAAGUGGAGGAAGGAAGCCAUAAAACUGCUAUACCACAGCAUACGCAUCGAUACAGUCCACUACUGUGAGCGAGAAGCCCAGCUGGCGGAACGGCGCAAGCGCCGCUCCCACUUCGACCGCAAUGGAGAGCCCGAGGACACGGCGCUAGCCCGCCUGAAGUUGUUGUCCCGCACACUGCGCGAGGAUCCCGUGCGCCUGGGCCGUCUCGUUCAGUUCCUCAAGAUGCCCUACAUGCUGCGCGAGUCAUGUCAGCCUGAUCUGGCUCGCACCAUAGCGGUGACGCCCGAUCUCCGCUACGUCGACCUGCCCGAAGGCCUCUUCGCUGACGAGCCAUCAUAUGUCACUUUGCGCCUCGAAGUGCAGGCGCGCUCCCUUGAGCUGCGCAAGAUGACCUACACGGCGGGCUCGGAGCGCAGCUUACAGGACCUAGCAUCCGGGACUGUGUGGGCUAGGCUAGAAGUGUUGGAGCUGGUCCGCAUCAACAUCGACCCCGGUGUUCUACGCCAGGUGCUGGGCUGUCUGGGAAGUCUGCGCGCCCUCAAGAUUAGCGAUACCAUGUCCGUCGGCGACGAAACUCUAGCCUGGAACCCCAUGCUCCCGCCAUUUCCCCCGCUCGAGGAGUUUAUCCUGACCGAGGUCCCCAAUGUAACUGUAGAUGGCCUCAAAUCGUGGCUUGAGCUGCCCGAGGCACGCCAGGCUCUCCGGGUCUUGACACUCAAUACCACAGGCGUUCCGGUCUGGACUCUGCAGGAAAUUCUGGCCCACCUACCUGGUCUCAAGCAUCUAUCCGUAAUUGACAGCGUAGCAGCUGCUAUGCCGGGAGCCGCCUAUGUUCCGCUCCUCUCUUCCCCCAGCCUUGAGACCCUGCACUUCGAAAUCACGGCGGCCGUGUCAUCACCAAAGUUUACAGGCAUCACUCCGAGUUACUACAACUACCUGGCAAGUUCGCUGGUCUCGGGUGGCCUAGCAAAUCUCCAUGCGCUCUACGUCCGAGACCCCAACUUCCCUGAUAUGCUCCUAGGGUUGCCUCCUCCCACGCCUGCCUUUGCCGAUGGUGGUAUCGCCCGCCCCAUCAGCAGCAGUGCUCCCAGGUCACCAGGCUUUGGCCCCAAGUCGGCAUCGCAUAGUUUCAUAUCUCCGGUAGGUAGCCCAUCGUUCGCCCCAUCACCUCAGCAUCUUAGCCCGUUUGGAAACCCACCGGGAUCAUUCGGCCACCGACAGCAAGACUCGCUUUCAUCGAUAUACAGCACGCAGAGUACACCACAGCAGCCGGCAUGGCAGCAGCUCGGCUACAAUCCACAGCGGCUCAGUAGCAACAACCCCUUUGCGGCGGCAGCACUUGGAGUCCCCACGGGUCCAGCUGGUAUUGCAAACCUUCCAUCCAAGCUUGAGGUCUUCACCAAGGGCGAAGAUGAGCUCAGCUGGUCGUUUGCUCAAGUUAACCACUUUUCCUCCGGACGGAGUGGUGGUGGUAGCGCCUCGGGAAGGCCUCUAAGCAGCUACGGUCUCGGUGCCGACGUUAUGGGAGGCAGCGCCUCGGGCUGGAGCAGCGGCGGUGGUGCACGUAGGAGUGUCCUCGUGGGCGGCGCCGGAGGCGGGUUCUUGGCUGUACCGUCGGAGGGGUUGGGAGGAGCUGCCAGGGGGAGAAACAGCCGUGCCAGCAAUAGCGGUGGAGAGGAUGAAUGGCCUCGCCCCAAGAGCAGCGCAGGAGAAACAAAGAGGGAGAGGAGGGAUCUGUGGAGGUAG